Molecule: messenger RNA, 1495 nt
Organism: Didymodactylos carnosus
Lineage: Eukaryota; Metazoa; Rotifera; Eurotatoria; Philodinida; Philodinidae
Source: the annotation of a GenBank genome assembly
AACAAUCUAGGAGAAAAAACUUUUCUCUACUCAACAGAAUAUGAAACAAAUAAAAUGUGGAUUCAACUGACAAUCCAACUAUUUAGUGUUUUUUAUUAUUUUCUACCCAAUCUAAUGUUUUAGACUCGCAAUAAGAAUUUAUUAUAACUGCUUUAUCUGGCAAUUAACAUUUAAUACAUGGGAGUUGUACUAAUUGAAAAAUUCGAAAAUGACAGAUCCACACGUUGUCAGUAUGACUAACGCAGAAAAGUGAAUCAUGACUGUCAGAAGGAAAGAUAUUCUUCGGACUUUUGUCCGUAUUUGCUUAGAUGUCUGUUAUACUGAUGCACUGUGAUGCAGGACUGUUCAAUUUUGCUAUGUUUCAUUCAUAUUGAAUACUAACUCGUGUAUGUCGCAUACUAGUCUCACUUUGUUACAUUAGUAUUUGUUUACUUUCUAGACAUCUGGAAUGGAACGAAGUGAAAUUCCUGAUUUAUCACGAGCACCAAGCAGUUUAUUAGAAGCACUUGAAAAUCAUCUGGCACAUUUAGAAGGCAAAAAAGUUACGUUAACAUCUUCGAUAUCUAGACAGCAAACUGAACAAGAUUUGAAAACUUUUUCGCGUGAUUUAAUCUUUAACGAUAACGAUGAUGCACAAAAAAUUCUUGAAGAAGAGGCAAAAGCGUUGGCACAAUUUAAUAAAAGUAAAGAACAUUCCUUAUCAUCGUCACCACCGUCAAACCAAAAUACAGGUGAUGAUUUUUUCCAACAACAAGCAACAAACGGUCAUCAUUAUCAACAGCAACAACAGCCUGCUUCAUCAUCUUUAACAGAUGAUCUAUUUUCAUUGGCAUCUCCUACGUUUUCCCAAACACCACAAACAUCAUCUCUCUUUAAUUCAACUUCAAUGACAGUACCUAUGCAACAGUUUCCAUUUCCACAACAACAACAACAACAACAACAACAACAACAACAAUUAUUCAGCAUAUCGGACUCAACAACACCAAGAGGUCAGUUAAUUGCUGAAUUUAUGGAAGAUUACACUGAUGAUGAUGAUAAAUCUCUUCCUACCGAGGUAUCUGGUACAAACAAUGCUGAAGCAAAUUUUUUUGAUGAUAUCCUUCAACCAACGAAUGUCUCUUCUUCAAUGACUCAAGCAAAAUCAAAUGUACCAUUAUUUCCGACUAGCAACAUAUCGUCAACAACAACAAAUGUAAAACCAUUAAAUUCCGAUCUGAAUUCAUCAUUGAGUCAAUUGAUCGAUAAUUUAGAUAUGAAUAAUCGGACAACAGCACUCAAAAAAGAUCAUCAGUGGACAGCAAGUGAUAUUAAAAACCAACAAAAAAUUGGUACCAAUUGGAAUUCAAAUGCGAUGUCAUCCUUUCCAGCACAACCAAUGAUUACACCGCAGCCAGCAGGACUUUGGAAUCAGCCAGCACCCACGUCAACAAAUCCAUUCGCUGCUUCGACAUCGGGACCAAUGAUGAGCGCCCAACCAAUGGUAGGUGCUUUCUAG